GAGUAGAGGAAAUAGGAGAAAAGUGGCCUGGAGACCAGGAGAAAUGUUGGGGUGUAUGCAAGGAGACGGAUAGUCACAAAGGUCACAGAAAUUUGGCUGUUUCUGACUCAGCUUGACCUAAGGGCCUGUCAGUCAGCCCCAUGCCAACAAAUUCCCAUCGUGUGAGACUUCCUUGAACCUUGAAUAGGCUUUAUGUCCUCGCAGUGGCCUGGAAGGCCAUUUCCCAGACUUCCAUCACCACCAUGGCCCCCACUGUCCCAGACACGACAGAGACCUACACACGGACCCAGUACUGUAAGUGGCCGUGCGAGUGCCCCAAGUCCCCACCGCGGUGCUCCGUGGGCGUCAGCCUGGUCAUGGACGGCUGUGACUGCUGCAAGACCUGUGCCAGGCAGCGUGGAGAGACCUGCACAGAGGCUGACACCUGUGAUUUCCACAGGGGCUUGUACUGUGACUACAGCGGAGACAGACCUAGGUACGAAAUAGGAGUAUGUGCACAAAUUGUUGGUGUAGGAUGUGUCCUCAAUGGAGUCAGGUAUAAGAAUGGGGAAGCGUUUCAGCCCAACUGCAAAUACAACUGCACGUGCAUUAACGGGGCUGUGGGCUGUAUUCCCAUGUGCACAAACUCACGUCCUCCCCUUGUCUGGUGCCCAAACCCAAAGCUGAUUAAGAUGGCAGGGAAGUGCUGCGAGCAGUGGGUUUGUGAUGACUCCAGAAAAAUCAGGAAGACGUCUCCACGUCACAUCUCCUCUGCAGCCUAUGAGGGAGAGGAUGAAGCCUGGCAGAAGAACUGCAUCGUUCACACCUCACCCUGGAGUCCCUGCUCAAAGACCUGUGGGCUGGGCAUCUCCACCAGGAUUUCCAACGACAACGACCAGUGCCGGCUCCUGAAGGAAAGCCGCCUGUGCAACAUGAGGCCCUGUGAGGUGGAUAUAACCCAGCACAUCAAGCCUGGAAAGAAGUGUUUGGCUGUCUACAGGGCCAAUGAACCCAUGAACUACACCAUCUCAGGAUGUGUGAGCAAAAGUCCAUAUAGACCCAAAUAUUGCGGCGUCUGCACAGACAACAGGUGCUGCACACCCUACAAGUCCAAGACUAUUGAAGUGAGGUUUCAGUGCCCAGAUGGAACUGAGUUUUCCUGGAAAAUCAUGUGGAUCAAUGCUUGUUUUUGCAACCUGAACUGCAGGAACCCCAAUGACAUCUUUGCCGACUUGGCUCAUUACCAUGAUUACUCUGAAAUCGCUAAUUAAAUUGGCUGAAUGCUUGAAUUGACCCAUUGCUCUGAUUUUACAGAGGUUUUAAAAUAAAAGGAGAAUUUUCAUCCA
This is a messenger RNA of Lepidothrix coronata (blue-crowned manakin), 1325 nucleotides long. RefSeq names its product WNT1 inducible signaling pathway protein 1 (gene CCN4). Gene Ontology annotation, cellular component: extracellular matrix; extracellular region. Bases 243 to 1250 code for a protein of 335 amino acids. NCBI's taxonomy places the organism in Eukaryota, Metazoa, Chordata, Aves, Passeriformes, Pipridae. Gene Ontology annotation, biological process: signal transduction; cell adhesion. The record is from RefSeq and is a predicted model, not a curated record. Gene Ontology annotation, molecular function: heparin binding; integrin binding. The transcript has 5 exons.